AUGGCACCAAUUGAGCUUGCCAGUCGAACUGGAGGCGCCGCGAGGCGGUUCUUGACGCGCACGCGACCAUGCCUUACCGGAUCCUCAUGUCUGCCGGUCAGGAGAACCUUCGCCACUGCGCAGGACAUCGACCAGAAGGACGCUGAGAUGCGUAGACUUCUGCCCAAGUCGAUCAAGCCUGACACCUACCGAAAGCUCCACGAUAACCUCCUCAAAGUCCGCCAAGUUCUUGGACAGCAAAGGCUCACACUUGCUGAGAAGAUCCUCUACAGCCAUCUUGACAAUGCCGAGGAAUCGCUCCUUACCGGUACCGAGAAUGGCCGUAACAUCCGUGGCAGCGCGAACCUGAAGCUGAACCCGGAUCGAGUCAAUAUGCAAGAUGCCUCGGCGCAGAUGGCCCUGCUGCAAUUCAUGUCCUGCAACCUGGCUCAGCCCGCCAUCCCGGCGAGUAUCCACUGCGAUCACUUGAUCGUGGGCUCCAAGGGCGCCGAGAGUGAUCUUGUCGAUGGCAUCAGCGUGAACAAGGAAGUUUUCGAUUUUCUCGAGUCAGCUGGACGCAAGUAUGGCAUGGACUUCUGGCCUCCUGGUGCUGGUAUUAUCCACCAAACGGUUCUUGAGGUUUACGCCCUGCCCGGUAUCAUGAUGUUGGGAACCGAUAGUCAUAGCCCUAAUGCUGGCGGUCUGUCCACCAUUACCAUUGGUGUUGGUGGUGCUGAUGCUGUCGAGGCGCUCGUUGGCGCUCCCUGGGAGCUGAAGGCGCCCCGCGUUCUCGGUGUCAAGCUGACUGGCAAGCUGAAUGACUGGGUUUCCCCCAAGGAUGUCAUCCUCAACCUGGCCGGCAAGCUGACCGUGCGAGGAGGAACUGGUUUUAUUGUCGAGUACUUUGGUGAAGGCGUCGAGACCCUCAGUGCCACUGGUAUGGCGACCAUCUGCAACAUGGGUGCCGAAGUUGGCGCCACGACCUCCAUCUUCCCCUAUACAAAGGCCUCAGAACGUUACCUUCUCCAAACCCGUAGAGAGGCUCAACAUCGUGCCCUCGAGGGCUACAGAAACUGGGGAAGCUUCAACUUCAGAGCUGAUGAGGGCGCCGAGUACGACCAAGUCAUCGAAAUCAACUUGUCUGAGCUUGAGCCCCACAUCAACGGCCCCUUUACCCCCGAUUUGGCUACUCCUCUGUCACACUUCAAGGAUACUAUUCAGCAGGAGCAAUGGCCUCAGGUUCUUUCCGCCGGUCUCAUUGGCAGCUGUACCAACAGUUCGUACGAGGACAUGACUAAGGUUGAGAGCAUGGUUAAGCAGGCUGAGAAGGCUGGCUUGAAGCCCAAGGCUCCCUUCUACAUUACUCCCGGUAGCGAGCAGAUCCGUGCCACUCUUGAGCGUGACGGUACCUUGCAAACUCUUGAGGGUGCUGGUGGUAUUGUUCUUUCCAACGCUUGCGGUCCUUGUAUCGGCCAAUGGAAGCGCCAAGAUGACAUUCCCAAGGGAGAACUGAACGCCAUCCUUACGUCGUACAACCGUAACUUCCGUGGGCGUAACGACGGCAACCCUGGCACGAUGAACUUCCUCGCUUCCCCUGAAAUCGUCACCGCUAUGGCGUACGCUGGAUCCACCACCUUCAACCCUAUGACUGACAAGCUGCAAACCUCCGACGGCAAGGAGUUCCGCUUCGACCCUCCCCGAGGCCUAGAGAACCCCAAGACCCCCUUCGAAUCUGGUGUCGCUGCUCUUCAGGCUAUCUCCCCUGAGCAACCCAACCCCGAUAUCAAGGUGGCCAUCUCCCCGACCUCCGAGCGCCUCGCCUUCCUCGAGCCCUUCGCCCCUUUCCCCAAGGGCGACUUGAGCGGCCUCAAGGUUCUCGUCAAGGUUACUGGCAAGUGCACCACCGACACCAUCUCCGCCGCUGGCCCCUGGCUCAAGUACAAGGGUCAUCUGCCCAACAUCAGCACAAACACGCUCAACACUGCUGUUAACAAGGAGACGGGUGAGGUCAAUGCCGCAUACGACGUCGACGGCUCCAAGCAUACGAUCCCUGAGCUUGCGCAGCGCUGGAAGGAGCGCGGCCAAGAGUGGCUCGUCGUUGCCGAGCACAACUACGGCGAGGGUAGUGCGCGUGAGCACGCCGCUCUGCAACCCCGUUACCUCGGCGCCCGUGUCGUCUUGACCAAAUCUUUCGCCCGUAUCCACGAGACUAACCUCAAGAAGCAGGGUGUCGUGCCCCUGACGUUCGAGAACGAGGCCGAUUAUGACAAGAUCGCGGCCUGCGAUGAGGUUAGCACCAUUGGUCUGUACGAGAUGUUGCAGAACGGCGGCCAGGGCAAGGUGCAACUGCUCGUCAAGAAGAAGGACGGCUCCGAGGUGCUCAUCCCUACGCAGCACGCCGUUACCAAGGAUCAGGCUGGAUUUAUCCUUGCGGGUAGCGCUUUGAGCAUGCUCGCUAAGCGCAACAAGGCCUAA
This is a messenger RNA of Colletotrichum truncatum, 2454 nucleotides long. The record is from RefSeq and is a predicted model, not a curated record. NCBI's taxonomy places the organism in Eukaryota, Fungi, Ascomycota, Sordariomycetes, Glomerellales, Glomerellaceae.